Procambarus clarkii (red swamp crayfish) is the source of this 2321-nucleotide messenger RNA. The record is from RefSeq and is a predicted model, not a curated record. Lineage: Eukaryota; Metazoa; Arthropoda; Malacostraca; Decapoda; Cambaridae.
GGAGGGAGAGGCUACGGGCGUACUUGUCUUGGCCGCGUGUUUGUUGUUGUUUUGGUGUUGGUCGGUUGUUGAUGCCGCAGGCGAAAACUGAUGAAGAAAAUGUCAGAAGAUUCCAAUUCCGCAAUUCUUGACUCUAUCUCCAAUGUAACGGAAGGAUGCCGAUUGCCAGUCCUGAUGAACAACGGGGAAGACUGGCCUUUGGCAGAGAUUAUCAGCAUUAAAGACACAGAGAGCAAAAAGCUUUUCUAUGUUCAUUAUAUUGACUAUAACAAACGUCUGGAUGAGUGGGUUGAAGAAGAUCGAUUGGACACAAGAAAAAUUCAAUAUCCCCGUAGAGAUUUGGCAUCUGCAGCAACUACUGGCCUUAAUACACCAAAGAAAACACUAACCGGCACUACCAAUUCACGUCCAUCUUCUCCGGGAUUAGCACCAGACCCAAUCACAGGCCCAUCAGUGUUAGCUGCCUUACAGCAAAAACAACAGAAGAAUAGAAAGAGGAAGUUGGACCAUUCUGAGAGCAAGUCUCCACCUGCACAGGAGGAUGAAGGUCGUAGGGCAUCAAUUGGAAGUUCUAUUGGAGGAUCUAUUGGAGGAUCUAUUGGAGGUUUGGGAGACAUUGAGAUACCGCCACUAGUAACUCCACAACAGACUGCUCCGAGACAGACUGGUUCUCUCGCAACCCAUUCAGAUGACCAUGCAAUCACGCGCAUCAAGAACAUGAAGAUGAUUGAGCUAGGAAAAUAUCGGAUAAAACCUUGGUAUUUCUCGCCUUAUCCGCAGGAAAUAACAAAUCUGGAUUGCAUCUACAUAUGCGAAUACUGUUUGAAGUACCGAAAAAGUCGGAAAUGCUUAGAAAGACACCUUCAAAAAUGUCCCUUCAAGCAUCCCCCGGGCAACGAGAUUUAUCGAAAGGGAUCCAUAUCGUUUUUUGAGCUUGAUGGGCGUAAAAACAAAUUAUAUGCACAAAAUUUGUGUCUUCUAGCAAAACUCUUCUUAGAUCACAAGACAUUAUACUACGAUACUGACCCAUUUCUCUUCUACGUUAUGACCGAAUACGACGCUCGGGGAUAUCAUAUAGUUGGCUACUUCUCUAAGGAAAAAGAAUCGUCUGAAGAUUACAAUGUAGCAUGUAUAUUGACUUUGCCUCCUUACCAACGAAAAGGUUAUGGAAAGCUACUUAUCGAAUUUAGUUAUGAACUUUCAAAAUUUGAAGGAAAGACAGGAUCACCGGAGAAGCCACUCAGUGACUUGGGACUGCUGUCAUACCGAUCCUACUGGAAACAAACCAUUCUCGAGAUAUUAAUUGCACUCAAACCUCAGGAAGGCCAAGAAAAGCCACAGUUGACGAUCAAUGAAAUAUGUGAGCAGACCAGUAUCAAGAAGGAAGAUGUUAUAUCAACACUCACUAAUUUAGAAUUAAUUAAUUACUAUCGUGGACAGUACAUUCUCACGUUAAACAAAGAUUUGGUUGAUAGCCACAAAAAAAUUAUGGAAAAGAGAAAAAUCAGAAUCGACUCUAAGUACCUUCACUGGACACCAAAAGACUGGGCAAAGAGAGGCAAGUGGUAGUUGGUCUGAGAAUUAUAAGAAAUAUUGCAUUAAUACGUAGUAUGUUGGUGUGUGCAUAUGUAUUAUGUCAUGCCUUGUACCCUCAGUCGACAAACACGUUAAAUUUCCCUACCAAUUUUAUUUAUCUAUUUAUUUAUUUAUUUAUCUAUUUUUUUAUUUUUUAUUGGCUGUUUAUAGGUUUUAUAAUUUUUGUAAAUUUUAAGAUUUAUCUUUUUGAGAAGGUUAGUAGAUUUAGGUCUAAAACCAGGAACUAGAACUAGUUAGGUUAUUCACUGCCAUGGAUUCCCAAGAAUGCGAUCUUCCGAUCUCUUUACAUAAAUGUCCCCAAUUAUUGCUGGGUGCACAGCAAUGGUGCUCAGUUAUUCUAUCUGGGGUCAUUCUCUCUUGUGAAGUGAGAUGGUGAGGGUGAUAACCAUUACACCACAGGGUGCUUUAACCCUUCUACUACAUGACAUGGCUGUGGUUGAUCUCGCAAAUUAUCCAUGAACUGCAUGACAUAGUUGGGGAAGUUUUAAAGUACCACAUAAGAUUUAAAACUCCCGCAAGUACACAAGAGCUUAGGUCUGCUUUCUCAGGCCUCCAAUAAAUAGACACAGUCUUGUAAAAAAUUUGUGGGUAACCCGGUCGUGGAGCCGGUCGGCCGAGCGGACAGCACGCUGGACUUGUGAUCCUGUGGUCCUGGGUUCGAUCCCAGGUGCCGGCGAGAAACAUUGGGCAAAGUUUCUUUCACCCUAUGCCCCUGUUACCUAGUA